Anthonomus grandis grandis is the source of this 696-nucleotide messenger RNA. Its product is annotated as KRAB-A domain-containing protein 2-like. Gene Ontology annotation, molecular function: nucleic acid binding. Gene Ontology annotation, biological process: DNA integration. The transcript has 2 exons. The coding region runs from base 1 to 696 and encodes 231 amino acids. Lineage: Eukaryota; Metazoa; Arthropoda; Insecta; Coleoptera; Curculionidae. The record is from RefSeq and is a predicted model, not a curated record.
AUGGUUUUUUCGGAGAUUAACAGCCGUUGUCAAGUGGAUCUAAUUGACAUGCAAUCCCAUCCGGAUAGAGAAUACAAAUUUAUUAUGGUGUAUCAGGACCACUUAACUAAGUUUGUUCAAAUACGUCCAUUAACGUCGAAAAGGGCUGAGGAAGUAGCUAAGAGCCUGGUAGACAUAUUUUGUAUUUUCGGCGCCCCAUCUAUACUACAAUCGGACAACGGCCGGGAGUUCGCCAACCAUGUCAUUGAAGAGUUAUGUACGAUGUGGCGUGGCCUUAAAAUAGUCCAUGGGAAACCACGUCACAGUCAGUCACAAGGCAGCGUGGAAAGAGCAAAUCAAGAUAUACAGAACAUGCUUAUGACGUGGAUGGACGAUGAAAACUGCACGCGAUGGUCAGAAGGUCUAAGAUAUGUUCAGUUAAUGAAAAAUAGGGCAUACCAUGAUGGGAUAAAACAAGCUCCUUAUGCCACCAUGUUUGGGCAUGAUAUUAAAGUCGGCCUAUCCACAUCAGCUUUUCCAAAAGAAGCUAUUGAAAAUCUACGAACCGAAGAAGAGCUCGAGAAAGAAGAGGGUAGGGGACAAGAUGCUUCCCUGAGGGACACCUGCGUUAAUUUGAAACCUAUGCGAGGUUUCUCCAUCAACGACCACCUGGAUGGAUCGGUUCUCAAGGAAGCUUCCAUAAGAGGCAAACCAUAA